Bufo bufo (common toad) is the source of this 953-nucleotide messenger RNA. RefSeq names its product protein phosphatase 1 regulatory inhibitor subunit 14B (gene PPP1R14B). Gene Ontology annotation, biological process: innate immune response; regulation of phosphorylation. Gene Ontology annotation, cellular component: cytoplasm. The record is from RefSeq and is a predicted model, not a curated record. Bases 358 to 747 code for a protein of 129 amino acids. Gene Ontology annotation, molecular function: protein serine/threonine phosphatase inhibitor activity. The transcript has 4 exons. NCBI's taxonomy places the organism in Eukaryota, Metazoa, Chordata, Amphibia, Anura, Bufonidae.
GGAACUGGGAGAGACGGGCAGAAACAAAGGAGAGAGAGAGAGACAUACAGGAAGCAGAAGAGACGGCAGCUGGACACGGGGAGUAGUCCACGUGGGGAAGAGACAGAGACUGAGCACGCCAUGGAGGAGACCGCUGUCUGAGAAAGAGACUGUCAGACCCUGGAGAACUGCAGAAAAGACUCUUCAUUGUGUUGUGAGUGCCCGGAGAGCCCACGUUAUGGACUGGCGGAGGACGUCUCAGUGAGUGUCUCUUCUCCCGGUGACUGUCACUUUUCCGUUCUUUGCAGAAGUGCUUUGUUUGCUCGGCUGUCACUCGACCUCUCUCACUCCUGUUCCCCCGAGCUGUCUCUUAUUUCCAUGGCCGCCCUCAGCAGCCCAGGCUCCGGCCCCCAUCCCACGUCCCCCCGGGUCUACUUCCAAUCCCCAGGAGAGACAGCCGAGGAGCCGGAGAGACGACACCCGGGCAAAGUGACAGUCAAGUAUGACCGCAAGGAACUGAGGAAAAGACUGAGGCUGGAAGAGUGGAUCCUGGAUCAGCUGGUGGGGCUGUAUGACUGCCAGGAAGAAGAAAUCCCAGAACUGGAAAUUGAUGUGGAUGAAUUACUAGAUAUGGAAACUGAUGAACAGAGGGGAGAGAGGGUAAAGGAACUUCUUAAUGAAUGUUACAAACCAACUGAGGCCUUUAUAUCUGGAUUACUGGAGAAGAUACAGGGAAUGCAGAAGCUGAGUACUCCUCAGAAGAAGUGAUUGACUCACGGAGACGGUGGAACAUGGCACCUCCCUGUCAUCCUGGUAGAAGCGCAGAAUCGCAGGGUCACGGGCUCCUCCUGCACCCACAGAGUGUGUGCAACUGUUCACAGUCUACUUGGAGGGGUGAUGCAGGGGAGCCUUUUUUAUAUGACUAUUUUGUAGAAAUCUUUUUUUAACUAAAUAAAAAAUGUUAUUAAGUGUUA